This is a messenger RNA of Triticum aestivum (bread wheat), 1976 nucleotides long. Its product is annotated as F-box protein At5g65850-like. Gene Ontology annotation, molecular function: protein binding. The transcript is spliced from 2 exons. The record is from RefSeq and is a predicted model, not a curated record. The annotation marks the transcript as partial. Lineage: Eukaryota; Viridiplantae; Streptophyta; Magnoliopsida; Poales; Poaceae.
UGGUCCUGUCAGAGGAACACCAAGCCUUGGCUGGACAGCCAUCCGGGGGAGACCUCGGAUGCGGCCGGCGUGUUCACCGACGACAUCAUCCUGGAGAUCCUCUCCCGCCUCCCAGCCAGAUCCGUCCACCGCUUCAAGUGCGUUUCCGUACCCGGGCGCGACCUCAUCACCGACCCUGCCAACCGCAAGAAGCUGCCCCAGGCCCUCGCCGGCUUCCUGUACAUGUCCUUCCGCAGCGUGCACCACCACCACUUCGCCAGCGUCUCCGGCGGCGCAGCCCCGUUCGACCCUUCCGUCCCUUACCUGCAGCCAAACAAGUACAAGGACAUGGAGCAGGUGGACGCCUGCAAUGGCCUCCUUCUCUACCGCGGCUGCACCAAGAAUUUGCCCCCUUGGGAUUGGAAAGAGGAUGAUUGCCGUUUUGUCGUGUGCAAUCCUGCCACUGGCAGCUGGGUGGAGCUGCCCCCUCAACCUCAACUGCAAGAGCCGGUGAAAGGGCGUAGCCGUGUCGCAGGUUUGGCUUUUGAUCCGACGGUCUCAUCCCAUUUCCAUGUUCUUCGUUUCGAGGAGGCAGACUCGUCGAGCGUGACAGGAGUCAGCAUCUACUCAUCGCGGACAGGAGCCUGGAGUCAUAGGGACAGGGCGAUGGCUGAGGAAGUUACGCUGUCGUAUAGCACUAGAUGUAUCUUUGCUGGCGGCGUGCUCUACCUGAUGGGCUCCCUUCAAAGCACCAACAACGACCAUGUACUGCUGGCAGUGGACAUGGCUGGGAAAGUGUGGAAGACCAUCAGUGUGCCGUAUCCCCGAAGAUUUGCUAUGAUUGGAUCGUCCCAGGGGUGCUUACACUAUGCUAUAGCUUCCGUCAGUGAUGACAACAACAUCCUAGUUUCUAAGAUAGAACUCUGGUGCCUCAAGGAUUGUGAUAGUAAAGAAUGGGUCCUCAAACAUACUGCCAGCAUCGAUAAGCUUAUGGGCAUGACUAUGAAGAAUUACAGGGUGAUCGGGAUCCAUCCAGACUGCAACACCAUUUCCUUGGUUCCAUGUGGAGGUCAUACCUUGCUACCGUAUGAUAUGCAACAUCAGAAAGUUGGAUGCAUCCUUAAUCUUGAGAAAAACAGUACACAACGAUUUCUACCCUAUGUUCCUCUGUUCUCAGAGUCAUUAGCAGAUGCAAAUGGCCGGUAGCUUUAUCUUCAAUGCUUCCUCCAAGAAUUGGCUUUUCUAUCGGCUGAACUAUUUCUAUUAGCCGUCUGCUGCUACUACUAGUACGGCCACCACCACCAACACUGUUAGGCUGUUCCUGGCAUGCCUGAACUAUUUGACUGUCCUGAACUCGUAAUUUCCAUCCGCCAAGCUGGCUAAGUGUGCUCCGGGGGAUGCAACAAGUAUGAUGGCCUGGCAGAUCGAAACAAUGCUCCGACUUAUCAUCUUGUAUAUUAAGCUGCGUUUUCAUAUUGUUUUCCGCAACCCCAAUUGCUGACUGAAUGCUGAUGCUUUGGCAAUGUGUCAUGGGUCUUUCUGCGGAUGAUUCUGCAGUCCUGAUUUGCUGACUGAAUUGCAUACAUCUUUCUGAAGCUUUGCUAUAUAAUAUAUGCGAUGUUAUUUUUGCAACCUUGCUUUGCUGGAUAUUCAUGCGUCUUUCUGAAGUUCUGCUAGCUACUGUCUGUAUUUUCUGCGUGCACGUUGAGAAAAUAAAAUGUAUUAUUAAACAUGGUCGCUGAUUCCUUGUGUUAAUUCAAUUGGAGCUAUUCAAAUGUAUUGUUUUUGCAGGCACCUGUAAGAUGAAGAAGGGAGCGAUCAGAGAAGCAAAAAUUCAUGUUGAUAUAUAGUGAGCUAAAGCUGCCUAUUGAUUUUAUUUUAUGAUGGAAUGAGACUGUUCCUGUGAAAUAAACUUCUGGAGAAUUUUUUGAGUUCCCCUGGUAGAUGCAGAUAUAUUUUACACAUGUAUAAGAACUACUACACAUGUAGACGUUUCA